AGGUUGACUGGGAGGGAACCUCAGACAGGAUAGAAUAAAUUGAGCAAUCAGGACUCAGUAGAAUUCAGAACGCCUAGGCAUCGACGAACCCAUCAGAGACCAUUAGUUACCCUGUUGAAGGCAAAGAUGACCAGCAAACCAGCAAACCCAGGCUCAGAAGAAUCCGAGCUCCGCAUUUUGCUGCUGGGUAAGAAAAAAAGUGGGAAAAGUUCUGCUGGUAACACCAUCCUGGGAGAGAAGUGUUUCAGGACAGAAUCUACUAUUGCUUCUGGGACAAUAGAGUGUGAGCUGAAGACAAAAAGUCUCACAGUUGAUGGUAAAAAGCUGCAGGUGAAGGUUCUGGAUACUCCUGGUUUCAAGAACGGUGACAACUGUUUGGAAAAAAAGCUUCUGGAGGACAUCAAGAAGCUUUCUCCUGAGGACAAGGGUAGCGCUACCGGUCCUCAUGCAAUCAUCCUGGUGUUUGAGUCAAAAAUAGCAACAAUAGAAGAUCAUAAAGUGCUAAAAGCUUUAGAGGAGGGCUUUAAAAACGCUCGUUCUCACAUCAUAGUUGUCGUCACUAAGAAUGAUGGAGAUGUAAAGAACCCGAAGCUUUCUGGAAUUAAAAGGAUCCAUUUAUUCAGUAAGGAGCCUGUCCCUGGAGAGGGUGAAGCGCUGCUGAAAGAUGUCGCUGAGAUGGUGAAGGAAGGACACUAUCACAAUGAUUUGCUCACGAAAGCUUUAAAGACCACCUUUGAAGAGCUGUCAAAACCUGAUGCCAAAAAAAAGCCGUCUCUGGGAGAAAAGGUGGUAGAUUUGUUACUCAACAAAACCAUAGAUUUCCUAACAACGUGUGGUGGUGGGAAUGAUGAACAGGGUGAACUGGAAGCCGUUUAAAAUGAUCUGAAUGUUGAAGCUUUGACCUUCAUCCAACAUGUUAGUGAGAUGUUUGGGUGUCUGAGAUCCAGUUCCUGUUUCAGAACAUUUGUUUUCUAAGCUGGAGAUUCUUUAUAUGACUUUUUCUUUUUUAACUAGAAUUAUUUAUUUGCAAUCAGAAUGUUUGUAUAUUUUAAUCAGGUGUUAAAUGGUGGUGGUCUUACGGUGAAAAAUGUCUCACUGUUUAUUCUCUUUGCCUUUAUUCUACAUAUUAACAUGAAUAAAGCUCAGUCUGCCAUGUGUU
Molecule: messenger RNA, 1159 nt
Organism: Cyprinodon tularosa
Lineage: Eukaryota; Metazoa; Chordata; Actinopteri; Cyprinodontiformes; Cyprinodontidae
Product: GTPase IMAP family member 4-like
Exons: 2
Coding region: 127-876 (249 amino acids)
Molecular function (GO): GTP binding
Source: RefSeq, a predicted model, not a curated record